CGGUUUGUGAAUUCCAAAAGAGCGCAGCGACCGGCCAUAUCUCGAACCGCGGCUGCCCCGCUCGAGACCUAGCGCACGUAUAGAAAGGACGUCAUGAUCGCCAUCGCGUCGGCCGUGGCCAUCGCGCCCCGCGUCUGGGCCUCCGUCGGCUCGAACGGUCGCGUCGCGCGCGCGAUCCAAACGCGUGCCCCUCAGAAAAUUACGAUCGGGGCGACCGAGAGGAGGACAUCGGUCGUCGCGGCGUCGGGCAAGGGCUUCUUCUCCGAGCCCACGAACGACGGCGCGACCAUGUUCCGCUUCUAUGAUGAGAACGAUGCGGCGGCCAAGGCUGCCGCGAAGGCUGCGCAUGAGGCCGCGACGGGGAAGAAGGACGAGCCCGAGCCCGAGCCCGAGAAGCCCAAGGCUGCCGAGGCUGCCAAGCCCAAGGCUGUCGAGGCAUCCAAGCCCGCGGCGAAGAAGGAGGACAAGCCCGCGGCGAAGAAGGAGGACAAGAAGGCCACCGGCGCCGAGGACGAUGCGCUGACGAGCGCGAUGAACGACUGGAUCGCGGCGCUCCCAGAGAAAGCCCGCGAGAAGCUCGUGGGCGACCUGUCCAAAUGCGAGACUGAGGAGGAGGAGUGGACGGUGCUGGUGGCGAGCGCCAAGGCGGACACCACCAAAGUCCGGGAGAAACAGAAGGAGGUGCUCAUCGCCGAGGCUGCGAAGAAGGGUUUCAAGUGAGGGGCGAGGACACGAGUGCCUUCGCGCGUGUCCCAUCAUGUAUCUCAUCAGUGUCUAACCGUGUGUCAUAUUAAGGGUUAAAAUCAACCUCC
Micromonas commoda is the source of this 812-nucleotide messenger RNA. RefSeq lists its product with no specific name. The record is from RefSeq and is a predicted model, not a curated record. The transcript has a single exon. NCBI's taxonomy places the organism in Eukaryota, Viridiplantae, Chlorophyta, Mamiellophyceae, Mamiellales, Mamiellaceae. Bases 94 to 720 code for a protein of 208 amino acids.